Danio rerio (zebrafish) is the source of this 7309-nucleotide messenger RNA. NCBI's taxonomy places the organism in Eukaryota, Metazoa, Chordata, Actinopteri, Cypriniformes, Danionidae. The record is from RefSeq and is a predicted model, not a curated record.
AUAAAUAUAAAGAGUAACUCAAACUUGUUUUGCCAAGACGAAACACGGAAGCUCCUUUGCAAAGCGCGCACCUUUAUCAGGCACCGCCAUGCACGCGCAGAAGGCGUGACCACGCAACUAUGAACUUUUUCCUUAUGACGCACUGGUUUCGUUUUCAAAAGCGGGAAUCACUGAGCUGUUUUGGUCGUUAAAACAGAAUAAUGUUUUGCCAUUUUAGUCAGUGUUAGAUCUAGUUAAAAGUCAGUAACUAGUAUAUCAGCAAAUCGAUAAUUCAGUAUCAAGGAUUGUUUAUGUGACACACACGAUGUCUAGUGAUUACACAGACCGAAAUAACUUAGCUUCCGCAAUUAAGACAUUAGGAGAUAUGCUAGAAAAGGAUGAAGCAUUUCAGAGGUUAAUGUAUAAUGCGAGCACAAAGGGAGAAAUCAACCGGGGCAGAGUGAAUAAAGUGUUCCUUAAAGCACUACUGUCAGCAGGAGACAAAGUAGGAGAGUUCUUAAAUGAGCUGAUAGAUCAUCUGAACCUGUUUAAAGUUCUGGGUGAUUUCAGCUGGAAUCCUCCUGUUUUAAAAGAAGCUGAAUUAAAUGAACGAACCAGCCAACUUCAGACCCAGCAGGAUGAGUAUGCAAGUGGAUCCUCCCAGUACGGUUUUGGGGAGACAGGCACUUCAGCAAGGGGUGACAUCACCUCACCAAGAGGGCCGCAAGUUGCAAGCAUUAAAGAAGAUCUGGCAAUCUCAAAACUUGCAGAGCUUAUAUUUGAAAUUGGAAGUCAUUUGGACAAAAUAGAAAAAAAGGGUCCAUUUUUACCAGGUAAGGUUAUUUACUACUGUCAACAGCUCAAAAAAUGUGUUUUGGUGUUUCGUGACCCUUUAAUAAGUUUUUUUUUGUUUCUUUUAGAGAAUGUAGAAAGGUUUUCAUUGGAUUCUUUUAUUACCUCUGAAAGUGUUAAACUUUCAUCUGAAGCAGUGGAGCUGGCACCUUGUUAUACUGAACCAGUGAUCAUUCAGAGGAGCAAAGAGCAGACUGAGAAAUACUGUCAAGAAUAUGUGAGGUCUCCACACACAUCAUCUCAUCUGUUAUCAAAUGAUAAGACUCAGAGCAUCAGAAUCGGCCAGCUCUUCAGUCCUGACAGUGAUGGAAACACACCGAAAACUGUGAUUCUCUGUGGAGAUUCUGGAAGAGGAAAAUCCUUCGUAUUAGAGAAGAUCAUCUUGGACUGGGUUCAUUUAGAACAUCAUUUUGAAAACUUUGAUGCUGUUUUUUUUCUGAAAUAUGAAGAGCUGAAGUGUCUUUCUGAGGAGAUGAGCCUGACUGAGCUCUUGAGCAGGAGCUGCAGUUUAACCUCAGAUCAGAUCUCACAGAUAUUACAAUUAACCCCAGAGAAAGUUCUGUUCCUCAUUGAUGGAAUUGAUGAUUUUUCAUUUAAUGCACACAUUCAAAUCUCAUCACCUACUGAUCCAUCCCAGAAAGCCCCAGUUAUAAGCAUUAUUCACUGCCUGAUGAGGGAUCUCCUGCUAGUUGAGUCUUCUGUGAUCGUCACCACUAGAUAUACCGCUGCUGCUGAAUUAAGCAGUCUAUGUAAAAGACCUCAGCGUUUCACAGAGAUUGAGGGUUUCUCUGAGAGAAGGGUGCAGGAGUAUUUCCAGAAGUUUUUUCAGGAUGAGCAACUCUUCAAGAAAGCAUUUGAGAGCAUGAAGACCAAUGAAACCCUCCUGACCUUCUGUUCUGUGCCUUUGCUGUGCUGGAUGGUCUGUUUUUGCCUGAAGAAAGAUGCUGAUCAGGUGAUGACAGAACUAAAGACCACCACAUCCAUAUAUGUGCACUUUGUGUCGACUCUGCUGGAGGAUCAUCACCAGAGUCAGUCUUUCCUCAGGAGUCUUGGUCAGCUGGCAGAGGAAGGGAUGAAGAACCGACAAAACCUGUUUGAUGAAAAGAGUGUAACCAGGACUGGCUUAGAUCCUGCUACUAGAGUGUUCAUGAAUAAAAUUUAUCUUAAGCGAAAGAAAAAACAUGAACUACUUUUCAAGUUUAAGCAUUUGAGCUUUCAGGAGUUCUUCGCUGCUCUUUAUUAUAUCAUGCUGGAUGAAGAAGAGUCUUGGUGCAAAGUCAGUGAGCUGUUUAACAUGAUGGAAUCAGAGGCUUUAAUCCACAGGUCACCUCCCAUCUUUAGAGGCAGAUUAUCAAAUCCCAUCCCUUCUGUCAUGAUGUUUCUCUGUGGCCUCUUUAAUAAGAAGGUGAGCAGCUCACUUUUUGAAAAGAUGAAGUCUACUUUUUCUCACAACUUAAAGCUGAAGAAAAAAGAACUGAAGAAAAAGCUGAUGAAAAUGAUCCCUGCAAUGAUACGUCAGUAUGGGUUUGAAUUGUUUGCUCUUCACUGUCUGUAUGAGCUCCAGGAUGAGAGAUUUGUCACGAAAGUUCUGGAAACACACAAGUUUAUGGAUCUGUCUAAUGUUUCUCUGAGGAGCACAGACUGUUUGGUGCUGUGCUACUGUCUUCGGUUGUGUCCAAACAUCAGAGAGCUGAACUUCAUGAACUGUGAUUUAACAGCUGCUAAACUCAAGAUUCUUCAGCCGGCUCUUGGUCUGUGUGAGACUCUGAGGUUUUCAGUGGAGCAUCUGUCAGAGAUCGGGGAUUUGAUCCAGAUUCUUAGUGAAUCAAAAAUCUUGAGAGAGCUCAAAGUUCGAGAGGAUGAAUAUGGUGUUGAGAGCCCUAGAUGGUCAUUUAACCUUUCAGUCACUCGUGGAGAUGUCUUGUUGACUUUGAGCUCAUCUGGGAAAAAUCCAUCAUUUUCAUCAGUCUUAAACAUCAGACUUACAUGUGCACAAUCACAGAUAUCCAGAACUGACUGGACACUCUUUCUUCAGAGACUCCGUAAGACAGGAACAUUAACUGAAGACUCUUCAGCUGAUGAUGAUCAUGUCAGUUUGCAGCUGUCUUCACUUCACUCUGUGGGAUUGAAGUCGUUGGAUCUGACGUUGGUCAGUCUGAAUGAGAGCUGGGCUUCUGGGAUCAUUUCCCUCAUCCAGAACUGCACCAGUUUACAGCAGCUCAAAGUCAGUGUCACUGGUUUGCUGUUGGAGGAGGGACUGAAGUUACUGAAGAAAUCACUGACAGAUCCACACUGCACCGUGAUCAUUGAAGGGAGGAGGAAUUGCAGUGAACCCUCAGAAGAGCACUUGAGGCAAAGUUAUGAGAAAGUGGAGAUUCACUUCAAACCAAAGCUUCUGGAGGAGCUGGCAGAGCUGAGCAUCUGUAACCCUGGAUCUUCUGCACUCAAUAUUCAUUGUCAGUCCUGUGUCGACGUUGCUGAUUCAGAUCAGUGGGUUCAGGUGGAGCCGUCAGUCUGUAGAGGUGAAGGAGGCACAGAGUUCAGGAUCAGCACUCCGGCGGGUCGAUUCCAGUGCAGCAGGACCAGAAUGCGAUGGGUUUGUGAUGGAGAUGUCACACUCCACUACCGGGCAGUGGAUGGACAUUUCCUCAACGCAGAGCUGGAGAGGCUUCAGUGUGAGCGAGUCGCUCCUGUGCUGGAUGUGAAUGUGAUCUCAGGGAAACUGGAGGAGGCUCAUCUGCCUCAUUACAUGUGUUUAGCAGAGUCAGACCCUGCACUCACCAACGCCGUCAAGCUCCUCAGUGUUGAAGAUGAGGGAAUAUCCUUGGAGUCUGUGGAGUUGACUCGCUUUCAUGCUAAAAUCCUCCAACCAAUGUUUUCUCCUAAGACAGUGCUUGUGAAACUAGGCAUACCAGUGAAAGUGCACUGUGAUCUACUUAUCUUCAUGACACAUACUUGCCCCAUCAUUCUCAAUGUGUAUUUUUUCCCAUCCGAUUCACUUGUUAAAGAAAAUAUUAAAACAGAGGAAAAAUCAAGUCACCAAAUCAAGUGUUCAAAACCUGAAGCCCUACUGCAGAUGAAGAAACAACACAGCCUUGAGGUUCCUGAUGCUGUUGUUCAACCUAAGGCAAUCAAAUUAAGAGGUAACAUGGAGCCAAACUUCUUUCAGGUCAAACAACCAGUGGUCAAUGACAUCACUAUGAUCCUCAGCCGAGUGGAUGAUCAGAAAUCAGUAUGGACAGGAACAAUUUGGAAAGAACUGAUCGAUAUAAAACUAAACAAAACAGAGUCGGACUUGUUUCAGUCUGGACAAAAACACAAGACAUCACAGCCUGCUCGCAGCUUUGACAAAGCUCAGUUUUUUGAUACACAUUGGUGUAAUCUUAUUAAAAGUGUUAAAAAUGUGAACGCCGUUGCAGACAAACUGCUUCAGGAACAAAUCAUUCAUGAUGAAUUAUAUUCUGAAAUCACACAUCCCAAUUCAAUCAGUGAGGACAGCAUGAGAAAGAUCUGCGUCAUAGUGAGGAAAGGUAGCGCCGCUGUCAAAGAGAUCUUCAUCUCUAUUCUUCUGCAAGAAAAUCCCAAUCUUUUAAAUCAUCUGCCUUCAUCUGACUCCUAAUCUGUUUCUUGUGAGGAUUCUAUAUGUAGUAUUUUACACAAAUGAUGAAAUGACAAGGAAACUACAAGUGAUCAGAUCUUACAUCUUAUGCUGCAGCUUUUGGAGAAUACUAUUUUCAGAUUUCUCACUGUUAGCCUUUCAGUGACUAAAACGCUGAAUUUCUAUGACCUAUAUUGAAUGGAAACACAAGGCGCUAUUAUGCCCUGCAGAAUAUAUAUUCGAAUUUAAAUUUAAUAGCCCUAACAGAUAAUUUACCUUAGAUUUAUAAAACAAAUGAAUCAGAAACAAGAGUGUCUGACACUCAGGGCAUACUCACACUAGGCACGAUUGUUUUGAGGCCCAUGAUUUUAUAGUUUACAAAGUUAAGAUGCAAAUAAAUAAACAGCAAGUAAUUUAAUACCCUGCUAUAUUUGCUAUUAGUAAUAUCAUACACACAUAACCACAAUUUGUUAUGUCAUUAAAGAUAACUGUGUUUAUAUAAAAUCUAUAAAUGAGGAGGACUUUUCUCCUCCCUAGGUCUGACUGCAGACACAGUAGACAGCAGUGCAGCACGUCUCUUUCUCUAUCUAUUUCAAUCAUUAGCCCUGCCGGUAAUCCGGAGGAUUUUAAACCUGUGCGAACACCGCAGCACAGAUAUAGGCGAUGUGUCUGAAUGGUAGCGGAGUCAACUGAUAAAAGACAAAGUCCGCCAUUCUCCAGUUAUCGUAAAGCUCUCCUGACAAAAAUCGCUCGUUGCAAAACCAACAGCUUUGCUGUAUCGGCUCCCGACAGCAUCGUGCUGUGCACUCACAGUGUCUCACAGCUUGGCAGGUCUGUCUGGUCUUUGGAAAGUAUGUGCAGGGUAGUGUCUGGAUGGUUUGAUGACAUUAAUUUUAAAAGAGACAAAAACUUACUUACAUAUUCGGAUAUUCCUAUGCUUACAAAAACAGCUAUUAGUAAUGACAAGAAACCUAAAAGACAACAGAAUCACCUUCGACAGAGUUCGAAGAGGACAAAAAUGACCCACUGAAGUCGAUCAAUUUUCUGCUAACCAUAAAGGAAGAAAUGGCCCAGAUGACACUUCUGACCAACUAUUAUGAUCAGAAACAGAAAGAGGCCUGGGAGUGUUAGCUUCAGAAAAAGAUAUUCUUUGCCGACUAGGAGCUACACUGAAAAAUGAGUUGCAUGCAGAACUGUUGCAAACAAUUUGUUUGUGUUGAAUUUAAACAAACAAAUUAAGUUUAGUAAUGUUCAACUUAAUUUGUGUGUUUAAAUUCAGCCCAAAUAAAUUGUUUACCACCUCUUAACAUAAAGAAAUUGAGUAAAUCCAAGGAAUCAUCUUUGAAUAAUUUUUUUCAGUGUAUAACCUUGGAGGACAAGACUUUUGGUAGACUGCCUGAAUGUUGAUGUAAUAGAAGAAAUUAUUUGCUAUGUUUGUAUUCAGAUUAGGGUUGGGCCAAUAGACGAUGCCAUCGUCCAUCGCCGAUGGCCAAUAGACAACAUAAUGCUGAGCCGACAUCGCAGAUUCUCCGCCCUGCCCCCGUCGCAAACCCGCUCGCGAAAAAUACACUCAGGCCCCUUUACACUAAUACAUCUUAGUGUUAAAAUGGCAUUUUAGAAUGAACAUGAUCCACAUCCACACCGUUUCACCUAGCAUUUCUGAACAGCCCUCUAUCCAUUGAAAAUGCACAUCACAUGACCACACACAUACAGCCACACGCUGCCAUGUGCUCCUCUGAGCUCCAGAGAGCAGUGCACAUCGGACAGGUUAUCAAGGAUGUACCGCUGGAUUGCAUCUCACUACAGUUGUUAAACGUGAUAUUCAGACAUCCCAUCGGGACUCAUAAUGGCUGCAAACGAGUGAUAUUCUCCUGGAAAUCGUGUGUCUCUCUCCUGGUCCUCAAAUAAGUCGCGCACCCUUCUGCUUAAACUGACUUCUGUAUACUCAAUGACUUAGGCUCUUUAUCCUCAACGGAGGAUCAAGUAAAGGAUUUUGUUUUGUUAUUGUAAAUGUUUUUUUUUCUUUUUCACUGGAUUUAUUUUACUAGUAAAAGUAUAUUUUAUGAUUUUUUUCCACUGGAGUGGACAUUGGCUUUUUUUGCAGAACCCAUCAAGAUACCUUGUGUGGUAAGGUAUGAAUCUGAUUUAUUCCUUAAACAACAUUACAAUAUAAGGUCCUAAACAAAACUCUAGCUAAGAAAUAUAGCCAAGAGAGGAUCAAUUAAGGUAUUAAAAAGGCAUCCAGUACAGCAGCCAUGGUUAAUAAAGAAGCAGGGUUUUCUCAUAGGAUAAGAAAACUCAGCUAUAAAUAAUGAGAAACCAACACGUCAUCUCUGUACAGGCAGAUCAACGAUGCCGAUUUUGAAGCCACCCAAAAGAUUAUUUUAAACCCGGAAGAUGAACUUAGAUGACAAAGCUCAAAAUUAUCCUGUUUUCCCCACAUAUAAAGCUGACAGGUGCUAAUGUUAUCUUAAAUAAUGCACAACACUCACAAAUCUGUAAAAAAGAAAAAAGAAGAAAAAGUACAAGCGUUUUUGAACCUUUAAUAAACUAUGACAGUUCGAGUUAAUUGAAAAGUAAGAAUUAUUAAAUCCUUAUAAAAAAAUAUUCCCUUAAAAGUGACAUCUGGUCUUCAGUUUAGCGCUCAGGCACACUUUGUACUCACACUACACACAUAUCGUGCCAAAGCCCAACUCUGGCACACCUCUUCCAAAUGGAACAGGGCCAGCCAACUGAACCUUGUCUGGGCCCAAUUCAGAGCACUCAAACUUGUUAAACUAACUGGGAAAUGAGGGUCAAACAUGCCCCGGCACAGGUUAGAUAGCCUAGUGUGAGUACACUCUCAGUCUUUAAAGUCAUUUUGUAGACUAGGCUCGAAUU